Paramuricea clavata is the source of this 5292-nucleotide messenger RNA. The record is from the annotation of a GenBank genome assembly. NCBI's taxonomy places the organism in Eukaryota, Metazoa, Cnidaria, Anthozoa, Malacalcyonacea, Plexauridae.
AUGUUCCUGAAAUUUGCUGCAGCGGUGUGUCUUAUAUAUCUUUGUGUACUAACAGGCAAUGGAAAGUCUGCAGGAAUGGACAAAAACGGCGCAAUGGUAUGGAUAUAUUAAAUUUCAGUUUCCUGUAUAAAUAUUCCCUCUGAUGUUCGUCUAAAAUCUGUAUAUAGUGUACCGUAAAUUCCACAUCUUUUUCAUUUAACUGAAGUAUUAUUAGAUGAAGUACGGUUGUUUUGCCCUGGUUGUUUUAUAAUAUCAGUGAAUUGUAUUGCACUAACUAAAUCAAAUGAUGUUAAUAAUAAUGUUAAAAAACUCAUUAAUAAUUCAGGAGGAAAACACAAAGAAAAAUCAUAAGCGUGUCUCGUAUCUUUAUAUGUGAUAAAAAAUCAUGUUAAUUUACAGAAACUUUAGCUUUGAUUUUCUCGGUUUAGACGAAGUUUAUUUUAAAAAUUACUUCGCCAAUGAACUCGUAUAAGAUGAGUCGUUUUUAAAGACAUUUAAAGCACGCGUAGGAGUGUUUUAUCAGACAUAAAACGCUGGCGGCUGCGCGUCGCGUUUUAUAUCUGAUAAAACACUCCUGCGCGUGCUUUAAAUAGUACAUAAGUUAGUAUAAAUCUUCAGGAAUAUUUCUUAAAAUAAAAGAGUUUAAAUCAGGAAUUAAUAGUAGCUUUAAAUCGCUAGGAAAAACAUCUAUUUCUAUAUUGUACGUCUGUGAAUGACGAAUGCAUAUUAGCCAAACCUGUAUAUAUAACGAAGAUUUUCGCGCAGCGUUUACAAAGUGACAAUGUAUUUGCGGAUUUUCUAAUAGGCGUCGGGGGAGUCAGGGAUGUAUUUAAUUUCAGGUUUUAUAUAUCGGCAUCGGAUUUGUCCUGGCCUCACUGGUAAACCGGCGGUCUUGGGGUGUUCGCUAAGGACAUGAAAACAUCCCUUUAAGAGAACUAAAAAGGUAGAUCGAAUGUAUAGUGUUGGAUUUUUCACGAAUACCGUGAAAUUAACGUGACAUGCGGUUUAACAAAAUAUGGUUUGAUGAAUUAUAACUAGUAAGGAUAAUGCCUAAUGCGCAUAAUUGCACAAACCAAAAAUGAAAAUAAAUAUGCGCCAACACCGCGGUCGACGCUGAAUCCGCAAGUUGAAAUAUUUUUAGCUGCGGGAUUGAUAGGGAUACAACUACAGGAUACGAGCAGAACUUCAAACGUACUAGUAAAACAGACCUUUAAAAAUAUUUUUGCAAGCCUAGGCUUGUAUUCACGGAUUAAUUGCGUGCAACAGCGAGAACUGACCUUAACGAAGACGCGUGAAGAUCAAUUUACCAUGCGUCAAACAAAACAUCGCACCUCUUUGUAAAGUUGCGCGCUUUUCGUCAUUCUGUAGAACAUUGUCAGGGGACAUGUGGUGCACAAAAGAACAAAACAAAGCCGAUCACUGGCUGGGCGUUUUCAUAACUCACCAAUCAAUAUGGUGUAAAAAAUGAACUAGUUUGUUCAAGGGCAAGAACAAGUGUUUGCAAAAUGUUCGUAUAUUUCUUCCAAGAACUAUUUGAGAAGGAAGAAAGGCCACUAAUAUCCAAUUUCUCUCUAUAUAGGCAAUAUUUUUUAUUCCUACCAAUGACCAGAAACUUGGAGAACCUCUCCUACAUGUCAGCAACACCUCUGUAGUAUAAAGAGAAUUAGAUACUAAGAAAGAUUUUCAACUGUGUUGUUGUUGACAUUUCAGAAUUUCUUUCCAUGCCUGGCGCCAAGCUAUUAUUCUAGCAAAUGUUAUAUGUGAUUUUUUUAUGUACUAUUUAAAACAUGAGCAGCAGUGUUUUAUCAGAUAUAAAGAUACGAGGCGAAGCAGAGUAUCUUUUGGUCUGAUAAAACACGCACUGCGAAUGUUUUAAAUUGCUUCAAAAACGAUCGAUCUAGUAAGUUCAUUGGCGAAGUAAUUUUAUGCAUGUAAAUCAAGGGAAAUCUCUAUCACAUAUAAAGAUACGACGCGCUUAUGAUUUUUCUUUGUGUUUUCCGAUCCUCAUGAAUUAUUGAGUUUUUGAAAUGUAUAUAUAGAUUUUAUAAUGAGAGAAUUUUAUUUAAUUCUUAGGACUACAUGGCGAAAUUUGGAUACGCUGACCCGGGCAGGUCUGGUAGUGGAGAUUUCAACAAAGCUAUAAGACGUUUCCAAAAGUACUUUCAUCUUAAGAUGACUGGACGCCUGGACGCGGAAACGAAAACCGAAAUGCUGAAGCCUCGUUGUGGUAAUGCUGACGAGGUCGAUGACACUGGAAGAAGCGGCGCGCAAGCAUUUAGGACUGGUUCCAAAUGGAGCAAGACAAGUUUAACGUAUCGCUUCCUACGAGAUUCGGAGGAUGUGACCAGAUCUGUAAUGAAAGCGACUUUCAGAAAGGCGUUUGCAUAUUGGAGUGCAGUGACACCCCUUAGAUUUAGGGAAGUAACAAGCGGAAGGAGUGAUUUUACAAUCAUGUAAGUCGAAAUUUAUUUGUAUUAUCGUGUAUAUACAAUAAAUUACAUUAUACCUCUGACUCGUAUCCAGUAUAUGUAUUGAUUGUGCACUAUAAAUAGGCAAUUCCGGCUAUAGACUAAAUUUUGAUCUAGGCAAGAAGAACAAACUCAUUACCACAGCUAGAAAGAGUAUGUUAAAAUUAGUCAAAUUGCAAAGUUUGGCCGCGAAAUGUUGUAAAAUACAGAAAAUAUAGGCCUGUGAAAUUUGCAAAUUUUUUAUUAAUCUGUAUCACGCGCGGGAAAAUGCACCACAUUUGGGCCGAAAGUGGUGCAUUUUCCCGCGCGUAAUACAAAUUAAUAGAAAUUUGCAAAUUUUAUAAGGCUACAUUUUCCGCAUUUUACAACAUUUCGCAACCAAACGUUGCAAUUUUACUAAUUUUAACAUGCUCUUUCUAGCGGUGGUGAUAGAUUUUGUUCUUCUUGCCGCGAUCAAAAUUUAGUCUAUAGCUGGCUGGAAUUGUCUAUUGGGACGAGUCAGAUUACAUACCCCAAGAUCCCUGAAGGGUGAAAAUUCCUAAUUGACGUGUGCGAGCAGAAUCACAUGCUUUAACUCCUGUUUUGGGGCGGGGAUCAUUUAUAACUUUUUAAAGUCAAUUCAUGUUGCGAGUAUGAUGGUCACUUAUUUAAAUUCAAAAAUAUUAAUAUUGGAAGUGACUUACAAACUCGCAACUACCGCCUUGAUAAUUUUCAUAUCGUGGCCAACCUCAAACUUAUGUAUUCUGGAUUUCUAGGUUUGCAAGACGAUCUCAUGGAGACGGUGCCCCAUUUGAUGGGCGUGGCAGAGUUUUAGCGCACGCGUACUUCCCCUCAAACGGCCGCGUCCAUUUCGACGAAGACGAAGGUUAUAGCGUUAAUGGAGGUAGCAUAAAUGGACAACGUGGAAUUGAUCUGCUGGCCGUGGCUGUACACGAGAUUGGACACGCGAUUGGCUUACACCACUCAAACGUCAGAGGAUCUAUCAUGUGGCCUAGUUAUAAUGGAUAUAACGCGAACCUCAGAUUACAUCGUGAUGAUAUCAAUGGCGCGCAGUCCUUAUAUGGUAUGUAGGUAUUCUGGAAGGUAGUUUUACUGAGCCUAUAGUUGGAAUAGGAUAACGAUUAUUUUUGCUAACGAAAUGACAGGAAUAAGGUUUUAUAGGAGAAGUUUCGAUACGCGAGAUGUGACAAAAAAUAUACGAAAAAUAUAUGUGCGAGUUUAUUCCGAGGUAGAAAAUUUCAGCACUCUUACCUGUUUACUGUUCCUAACAUAAGUGGUGAGGCUGUUAAUCUAUUAAAAAAAAAACACGAUAGCUGUUAAAAAAAAACCAAUUUAACCGAUGUUCUCUCAGCACAAAAACCAAAGAACCGGUUUCUAGCCUGCGCGCAGGCUACCCAAAGAUCCUCUCACCCUAACAUAUAGGGUGUAUCAAAAAACCUGCAAACUCUUUGAAAUACAAUGUUUUUAGAAUUUGCACGAUUCAGAACUAAUUGCUCCCAAAGCGCACGUGCGUAAACACAAUAGUUGACCAAUUCGCAGUCGAAUUGAUAAUUAGUUUUCUGCAUUACAAAUAACUUUGUGUUGCUCUAAUUGCUAUCAAACGCGGUUAAAUAAACUGAUGCGUUUUAAAAUCCCAAGAGCAAAAUAAGUAGCACAGACAUUGAAAUGCUAGCAAGCAGCAGAAUUAUGCAAAUUAUAGUGUUUGCAGGUUUUUUUAUACACCCUGUAUAGCAUUAAUAUUACUCAAGCAAUCAGGUCCGCUUUCAAAGGUCAGCUAACAUCAUUAUUUCUUAUUUCAGGUCGUAACACAGGUGGUGGUGGAACAGGAGGUGGUACAGGAGGUAUUUAUUUUAUUUCACUCUUUUUCUCUUAUAUUAGAGACUCGUCCUGUCUGUCUAUUGUAGACGCAGGCAUUCUAUAUAACAGGCAGGGGCGUAGCCAGUCCCCAAACGAGUGGUGGGGGAGGGGUGCUGUCGUCAAAUGCACAUGCAGAACAACUAUGCACGUGGUUCGGCCGUCAAGGCCAAGGUUCCCCCAAAAAUAUUUCUAUUUUAGGGUCUGCGAAACGCGAUUAUUUUAGACACGUUUUAUGAUAGUCGGAAAGCCACAGAUUUGGUAGAUUAUAUUUCAUAGAUGAAAGCAUUACGAGGUUACGCCGCGCACAGAAGCAGAACUCAAAGACAUGAACUGGAUCUUUAUUCUGUCGCUAGCUCUAGACUCGUAGUUCGAAGCCACAUCAAAAGAGAGGAACAUUUAGUAUUUCAACCAAGCUAACUUUCUCCGUGAUUUUAACGGUUCAUUUCUCUCGUUUUCCCCAAGGUUCGUCGUGUUCUGAUAAGAAUCAAAGUUGUCCAAGAUGGAGGCGGUACUGUACGUCCUCACGGUACGGCAAUUACAUGAGAAAAAAUUGCCAGAAAACAUGCAACUUUUGUGGUGGAGGUAAGCGUAGAAAAUAUAAAACUGUUAUUCACAAUCGAUAUUCCGAGUGGAAAACGAAGUUUUGUUAAAAAUACAAGUAUUUUAAAAAGAGAAAAAAUGAAUUGAGUUCAAUGUGAAAACAAAUAUCCGAGCUUACGUUUCGUUGCUUCUAGAAGCUUCUGUAGCUAGUAUUUAUUUCACAACAGCUCCAGGUCAGGUCUUCAUUUCCAUUCAUGAAGAUUCUUCAACAGAAGUUGUAAUUGGUCGAAUCCUUUUGAUAUUUUUAGGAUCGUCGUGUGCUGACAAGAAUGUAAAUUGUUCGUCUUGGCGAAACAGAGGUUUUUGUCGUGGAAGGUUUGCGAUGUACAUGAAGGAAAAUUGUCCAAAAUCUUGUCGACAUUGCUGA